Messenger RNA from Mugil cephalus (flathead mullet), 503 nucleotides. RefSeq names its product NADH:ubiquinone oxidoreductase subunit B3 (gene ndufb3). NCBI's taxonomy places the organism in Eukaryota, Metazoa, Chordata, Actinopteri, Mugiliformes, Mugilidae. Bases 133 to 411 code for a protein of 92 amino acids. Gene Ontology annotation, cellular component: mitochondrion. The record is from RefSeq and is a predicted model, not a curated record. Gene Ontology annotation, biological process: mitochondrial respiratory chain complex I assembly; electron transport chain. The transcript is spliced from 3 exons.
UUCAAGUCCCAUGUCCUGAAAAGCGACGCUGAGAUAUUUUGUCCAUGACGCUGCGCCGUAAUGUUGCCGUAAGUCAACAUUAACUGUCGCGAUAUUCAGCCCAGAAGCAGAGGUCACAACAACCCGUUCAGCAUGGGAGGUGACCACGGCCACAGCAAGAUGUCCAUGCCUGAUUGGCAACAGUGGAAGACGGAGGGAACACCACUGAAGUUCACACAGGAGAGGCUGGCAGCCAGGGGCCUCAAGGACCCAUGGGCACGCAAUGAGGCAUGGAGAUACUCAGGAGGCUUCGCUCGUGCUGUGACUUUCUCAGAAGUUCUGCUGAAAGGAUUUAAAUGGGGCUUUGCUGCCUUCACCGUUGCGUUGGCAGUGGAGUACGCCCUGUCCCCUCCAAAGAAAGGAGGCCACUAAUGACCAUCGCUGCCCUGCAUGGCCAGAUCAAACCUAAUAGAGUCUAAUGAUAUUCUGUAUUUUCUGUUUAUUAAAUGUCUUUUUGAUCACCA